This is a messenger RNA of Salpingoeca rosetta, 5710 nucleotides long. RefSeq names its product SNF2 family DNA-dependent ATPase. Gene Ontology annotation, cellular component: nucleus. Bases 187 to 5580 code for a protein of 1797 amino acids. The record is from RefSeq and is a predicted model, not a curated record. The transcript has 24 exons. Gene Ontology annotation, biological process: positive regulation of transcription by RNA polymerase II. NCBI's taxonomy places the organism in Eukaryota, Choanoflagellata, Craspedida, Salpingoecidae. Gene Ontology annotation, molecular function: transcription factor binding; histone binding; ATP-dependent chromatin remodeler activity.
CAACAAAGCAAAGGAGCAGUUUGCGCGCGAACGAGAGCGAGAGCCAAGAAGCAGAAGAAGCAAACAGACCGAGGUUCGCUUUCACACAUCUCAUCAUUGUCUUCAUCAGCCAGCCCACAGGAGCACGUUGGUUGGUUGGUUGGUUGGUUGGCGCGAACGAGCGACACAACACAAAGAAGGUCAGGCAUGAGCGCCAUCAACAACAACAACAACAACGAUGGCAGCCACAGCACCAGCACGGACAAUGGCAGCAGCCGUGCAAGCACCAACGGCACAAACAUCCUUGGCGGGCUUCCACCUGGGUUUUUGGUCAAUGACUUGGAUGCCGUGAUUCGUGAGCGCAAAGCCGUGUUCCAACGCCGAACACAGGUGGCACGCAUGCUGACCCUCUGUCACAAACAGCUGACGCCUUCCCAACACGCAAAGCUGACACAGUAUCUUGCAAAAGCUGGGGAUGCCACGAGUGACGAGGAGCAACGCAGGUUGCGUUUUCUGCAACGGCUCACACAGCUGCCUAUCGUCGGUGCAGCCGUAGCACCGAGCGCGGCAACCACAAAAUCAGCCGCCCAAAACGACCCACUCGCACAACAACAGCCAGAACAAAGGCCCGCGUCCGCCAACGGAGAGCCAACUGCCGUGGACACAGCAGCUACGGCCCCUGCAAAGGAAGCAGUACAAGCGCCAGCAGCUACCGCCAACAGCAACGCCAGUGGGCCAGUUUCAGAGCAAGCAGACACCCAAGAGCCCGCAGGGUCCGGCACCGACAACACUUUGACCUCUCAGCAGCCACCUUCUGUAACACCAACACCCGACGCCGACGACAACAUCGACGCCGACAGCAGCAGCAGCAGCAGCAGCAGCAGCAACAAUAACAGCAACAACAAUGGGGCGAAGCGUGUGGAUGGGCCAGCCAAGGAGGAACAGCUUGGGAAGGUGGGUGAGGGCGAAGGUGGUGCCUUCAGCAGCCAGGAAGAACAGAGCCAGGCAUCAACCGCCUCAACAUCGCCGCCACAGGAUGGCGACGAAGAGCGAGAGGGGAAGGAGGGCGAGGAGAACAAGGCAGCGCUGAAGGCACCUUUGGUUGGUGGCGAAGACGAAGAGGGAAACGCCAAACUGGAGAAGAUGACCAAGGAGGCAGACACAACGCAGCAGGAGAGCAGAGGGCAGACAGACCAGGCACAAGAAGAGGAAGGAAGGAAGUGCGAAGAAGAGAACGAGGAAGAGCGAACGGAAGGAAGUGAGGAGAAGGAGAACGAAGACACUGAGGCGGACAAGAAUGAGGAGAAGAACGGCAGUGAUCAGGAGAAGAGCGAGAAGGAAGGCGGAGACACGGAGACAGCGCCAACCAAGCAAUCGACAUCACGCCAAGAAGACACAGAUUCAGACACUGGCAACGCUCUUCCGCAUGCCGACACGAAGGGCGCUGAAGAUUCGGUCAUGGACACCAGACCAGACGUCUCACCGUCAUCGGCAGCAACAGCAACAGAUGUUGGUGCCACCACGGAAACUACAACACCACCCAUCAGCACACCAACUGCCAGUGCCACUCCUGCUGCUCAGGAGCUGCGAGAAGAAGAGGAGGUGGUGAACGAUGCCGUAUUGGAGGACAUCAAGCGCCAGUGUGCGCGGUAUCGCUUGCUUGCACGCAACUUUGUUUACAACGACCCAGCCAAGCGCGAGAAGCAGAGUUUGGCCAAGUUGAAGGAGCCGCUCACCACCAGCUUUGCGCGCCACAUGUAUGCGCACAUCAAAUCGCGGGAGUUUCGCGUGGCGAGCCGCAUCUCGUACCGCAUCAACGAGCUGCAGACGCUGCCCACCUCUCUCAACGCCGCCAGCAGGUGCGCCGCCUUGAAGGAACUCCUCGCCCUCAGGCUCAAGGACGUCCAGGCCAAGGUUCGCGAACAGGUGCUUACUGCAGCGCGCGGGACCACGAGUGGGCUGACCUGCUAUCGGCGCCAGGCACUUCGCGUCAUCCGGCCCCUCAGCGUCCGCGACGUGAGUGCACAGAGAAGCAGAUGGGGGGUGGGAGGGGGCGGUAUAUGUGGGAAAGAGAGAGUGUGUGUUUUAUUGUGUGUGCGUGUUUGCAACAAGGGGAGAGGGCUGGCCUUUUGGGCGCGACGGCGCACGAAGAAGUUGUGUCGUGCUGUCAUGACGUAUCACACGCAGCUUGAGAAGCGCAAGCAACAGGAGCAAGAACGCCUGGAGAAGGAGCGCUUGAAACUCCUCAUGGCACAAGACACAGAAGGGUACAAGAAGCUGUUGGAUGAGAAGAAGGACACGCGAAAGACAUAUCUGCUCAACAAGAUUGAAGAGCGCAUGCAGAUUAUGAGUGACAAGAUCCAAACCCACCAGAAAGCAGAGAAGGCGGCACGGCAGGCGCAGGCGGGCGAGGGAGAAGAGACGGAAGGCGGAGAGGAAGGGGCAGGGGAGGAAGAAGAGGAGGAAGAGGAGGAAGAGGCCUCGCUUGGAUUCGAUGCACACGCCGUGAAGGAAACGAUUGAGCAGCAGCCGUACAUGCUGGUGGGCGGAACCCUCAAACCGUACCAGAUGGUUGGCUUGGAGUGGCUCGUGUCGCUGUACAACAACCGCCUCAACGGCAUCCUUGCUGACGAGAUGGGUCUUGGCAAGACCAUUCAGACCAUUGCCCUCCUCACCUACCUCGCCGAGAAGAAGAAUAACUUUGGGCCGUUUCUCAUCAUCGUACCCCUCGCCACCCUCUCAAACUGGACGCUCGAAUUCGAAAAGUGGGCACCUACCUUUGACACCAUCACGUACAAGGGCACAAAGCACGAGCGACGCGCAUAUGCGCACCGCAUCUUGGAGGGCCGCUUCAACGUCCUCGUCACCACCUAUGAAAUGAUCUUGCGCGAGCGUUCCGUCCUGUCAAAGGUGCAGUGGCAAUACCUCGUGGUUGACGAGGGCCACCGCAUGAAGAAUGCUCAGAACAAGCUCAGCCGCACGCUUGUUGAGUACUUCACCUCCACACGCCGCCUGCUGCUCACAGGAACACCGCUGCAGAACAACCUGCCGGAGCUGUGGGCGCUCCUCAACUUUCUCCUUCCAGACGUCUUCAACUCCAGCGAGACCUUUGACUCGUGGUUCAAUGCGCCGUUUGCGGGCACGGGCGAAAACAUGCAACUUGAUGCAGAGGAGAAGCAUCUGAUUAUUCUUCAGCUGCACAAAAUCCUGCGCCCAUUCCUCCUUCGCCGCCUCAAAAAGGAAGUGGAGACCCAACUCCCAGACAAGGUUGAGUAUGUGCUUCGGUGUGACAUGUCGGCGCUGCAGCGGAAGGUGUAUGCGCUGCUGCAGAAGUACGGCGUCACGCUGCCCGUGGAGCCGGACGAGACCAAGAAGGUGUUUGCGCUCCAGGACGCGUCGUCCGUCAACAAGUUGCGCAACAUGAUCAUGCAGCUGCGCAAGCUGUGCUGUCACCCGUUCCUCUUUGAGGAGGUGGAGAGGGCGUACCUUGAGCACGCUGCGGCCGAGAUGGGCAUGGACAAGGCGGCCCUCACCAACGGACCGGAGUUGUGGCGCGCGUGCGGCAAGUUUGAACUGCUUGACCGAAUGCUGCCCAAGCUUCGCGCUGGCAGACACCGCACCCUCAUCUUCAGCCAGUUUACGUCCCUGCUCACCGUGCUUGAGGACUACUUUGCCGCAAAGGGCAUCAAGUACCUGCGCAUGGAUGGUUCCACAUCUGCUGACGACCGCGCUGAGUUGCUGCGCCUCUUCAACGCCCCGGAUUCCGAAUACGAGAUUUUCAUCCUCAGCACGCGCGCCGGUGGUCUCGGCCUCAACCUGCAGACGGCAGACACAGUGAUCAUCUACGACAGCGACUGGAACCCACACCAGGACCUGCAGGCCCAAGACCGCGCCCACCGCAUUGGGCAGACGCGCGAGGUGCGUGUGUUCCGGCUUGUCACCGUCAACAGCGUGGAGGAGCGCAUUCUGGAGCGCGCAAAGUACAAGUUGGACGUGGACCAGAAGGUGAUCCAGGCCGGCAAGUUCAACCGCAGCUCCACGGAGACGGAUUCGCGCGCGUAUCUCAUGGCUAUUCUCUCUGAGGUGGCGGAGGAGGGCGAUGGGACAGACGCCCUGGACAACGACGAGCUGAACCAAAUGCUUGCCCGCAGCGAUGAGGAGCUCACCAUGUUCGAGGACAUUGAUGCGCAGCAGGACAUGAAGGAUGCCAUUUGGAAGAACUCGUUCAGAAAGGCGCGCCUGGUCCAACCGUCAGAGCUGCCUGACACGAUUGCCAACGGCGACGCAAAGAUGCAUGAGGUGAUGACUCGGCCUGUGGAGCCAGAAGCGUUUGGACGCGGGAGUCGCGCUCGCAAGCAAAUCUCGUACGCCGACGAGCUGACAGAUCUCGAAUUCGCUCAGGCUGUGGAAUCGGGUGACAUUGAAGCGUUUAUUCAGCGCAAGCGGGAGCGGAAGGAGAAGAUGCGGGCAGCGCGCCAGGGCGGCAAGGGUGGGAAGAAACGUGAGGAAGAGGAGGAGGAGGAAGAGGAAGAGCCAAGGACGCCGAAGCGAUCAAGUCGUCGUUCUUCCAGAGCCGCGCCAAAGUCGAGUGGGAAGCGCCGUCAGGGCGCGGCCACACCGACCAGCGCUCGCCGCAGCACACGCGCCAAACGCGACGACGCCGGUGAAAGUGUGCAGCCAGUGGAGGGCGAAGCUGAAUAUGGUUUGAUGACCAAGCUGUACGAGCACCUGACUGCCAUGACGAACGACUCUGGCGAGUGCAUUGCGGACACGUUCCGUGAGUUGCCGGAUGAAGAGGAGGUGCCGGAGUACUACGAGAUGACAAGCGAACCGCUCGACCUCAACGACAUCAAGGACCGGGUGCGUUCUCGCGAGUACAAGUGUGUGCAAGACAUGGAGGAUGACGUGUUGCGCAUGGCGCACAAUGCCAUCCAGUACUAUGAGACCGGCUCCACAGAGUACAACAACGCCGUGUACCUAAAGAACCACUUUGCGGAGCUGAAGAAGCGCGUGAUGCCGAAGAUGAAGCUAACGCUGCGGCUCAACGAUGGGAGCAGCACGGAGACGAGUGCGGCCACAAGCGUGGCGUCGAGUGGCGCGACCACGCCCACACCACGUCGGGGCCGCAAGCGCACCGCUGCGGUUGCCACGCCCACACCGCGCCGGCGAUCCACGAGAGCGAAGCGCGCCACUUCAUCAACACCUGCCAGAGCCAGCAGCCGCCGCAGCAGCAGUCGCAGAGUGAGCUCGAGGGCGCAAAAACGCAAGCAGCAAGAAGAAGAAGAAGAGGACGAGGAAGAAGAGGACGAGGACGAGGAGGAAGAGGACGAGGCGGAGGAGGAGGAGGAUGAUGAUGAUGAGGAUGAUGAUGAUGAUGAUGAUGAUGAUGAUGAUGAUGAUGAUGAUGACGAUGAUGAUGAUGAUGAUGAUGAUGACGAGGAGGAGGACGAGGAGGAGGAGGAGGAGGAGGAGGAGGAGGAGGAGGAGGAGGAUGAUGCUGCGAAGGAGAUUGAGGCAGAGGAAGAGGAGGUGGUUCAAGCCUCGCGUAGCAGGAGCAGGAGCAGGAGAAGCAGCAGCCGCGCCAGCCGCCGUCGGCGGUAAAGCAGAGAUUGCCCAUGAAAUAUGUGUUGGCAAAGUCCGAUUUUGCCACACAUGGAACCCAACUGUGCGGGUUUUUGUGGAGCUGCGCUGAAGAGUUGUGAAUAUCGUCCAGUAAACUACGCGAACAGUA